AUGUUAUUUAAUAAUAAUCAUAAUAAUAAAAAUAGAAGGAAAGUAAACUUUAACUUUCAGUUACACUCUUGUACAUUGUUUCAUAGUGUCCAGAGUGGUGGAUACUUGACUGCUGCAAGAUAUACCAGCGUUUGCUAUAAUAGUAGUAUUAAAGGAACUAAUAGUAGUAAUAGUAGAAAACACUUUGAAAAAGAUUAUCCGAUUGGAUCAUCGAGUGGACUAACCGACAGCCUCCUCCUAAACUUGUUACUUUACAUGAUGACCACUGUUUUUCAUUCUCCUAAACAACCAAAUAGUAGCAAUCACAGCAACCACAACCCAAACAAUCACAACACGAACCAUAACAAUAACAAUAGUAGUAGUAGCAAUAAUAGUAACAUUAAUAAUCAUUCACCACACAACGGUGGAAAGAAUCAUCACUACCCUCAAAUCUCUCAAUUCAAAGCUGGUCAACAUAUUCUCCAGUCCGCACGUCACAAACAACUACAUCCAAACUCUUCGACACACUCUGUCUCCUCACACCAUCCGAACCAAGUCGAACCUGAUGACGACGCUAUAAAUAUUCUCACAUUCUCUGGUAUCUUUUACAAGUUUCUCAUUUUUAUCAUCUCCUUCCUUCCAUUUUUCUUGAUUGAAAAACUCUUGACUCUUUUCGCCUGGAUUCAACUUGAACUCCUCAAAGCUAAAGGAAGAAGUAUCAAUCCUGAACAAACCUAUUCAAAAUUAAAAAAGAAAAGAAAAUUAAAAAAGAAGAAACACUCUAAAUCUUUAAGUAUCAACGGAGUUUCAUCCAAAAACAACUCACCAUCAUUACCAUCGAUUAAAUCAUCUUCAACUGAAGAUCUAACACAAUUACAAAAGAAAGAAGAAAACAAAAACAACAAUAAUAAUGAUGGAGCUUCUUCCUCCUCUUCACUCACCCAGCUUGAAGAGGAGUUUGACAAAAUCAAAGAAGAAAAAGACGAUGGACAAGGAACACUUCCUUCUCCUAGCUCAAUGCCAAUUCUUCAGCUUACACCUUCUUCUCCUACACCAGACACUUUUGCCUCUGGAGAAGCUCAUCUUCAUAAUACAUCAACACCAGAUACUGACAUGAAGCUUGCCGUGCCAAAGGCUCUCAACCGUGUCCACACUAGCUCUGAGAAUCUUGUAGAUAAUCCUGAACAACUCCUCAAACACCACCAUCUCGCUAAAUGGGAACAACAGAACCACUCAUUGGCUCUCAGUGCCGGCAAUCUUCUCACCGUCCCAUCAUCUGGUCAACUCAACCGUCCUCGCUCCGACUCGGUCUGUGGAUUCACAUCGGAUCCAUGUCAGGCACAACGUUCCAUCUCUGAGAUUCGUCGUGUCAACUCUGAGGCUGCUCUCUACCAAACCUCGGAAGACCAAAUGCUCUUUGAAGCCAACCUCCAGAGCCGUCGUGAGUUUGAAGACUUCCUUCGUUCCGUCAAAGACAUCAAAGACGUUCGCAACUGGCUACAAAACUUUAGUGGUAGUGCGCCAAGAAAGAUUGCUAUCGUCAAGAUCAGUCGUAGAAUCCUGGAAACCCAGUACGGUAUCGACCAAGCCGCUGCUUCCCUCUGUUUCAUGUACAAGUUUGGUCUGCUCCCCAUCGUCAUUCACGGUGGACUCAACGACAUUGCCCGUCUCCCAUGCACUCAGGUCAUUGAAGAGCGUAGAGACCGUUCCGCCAAGCUGAAAGAAGCUAUCAAGAAGAACGGUGUCGGCAGUUCUGUUCUCACUCCGGAUAUCUGUGAGAUCGAGCCAAUCAUUGAGCAAACCGACAACGACACCCUCUCUGAAGAGGAACUCGAGUUUGGAAAGACCGGCACCGUUCCAAACGGUGGUCUCACCAUGAAGAUCGACAGCUUCGACUACGACCUUCUCACCCAGGCACUCGAGAAGGGUAAGAUUCCAAUCUGGGACUCUGUCGCCGAAACUACUGACGGUCUUGAGAUUCCAAUCAACUCUGACGUCACCACUUUCGAGCUUGCCAAGCGUAUCCAGCCCUACAAGAUUAUCUUUGCUUGUAACGACGGUGGUAUUCUCGACUUUGACCACAAGGCAAUCCCAACUGUCUAUCUCGACGAAGACUACCAUCGUUUGAUGGAAGCCGAGCACACUACCGACCGUCGUAGAGUACAACUCAAGCAGAUGAAGAGAAUCGUAGAUAACCUGCCUGCUUCCACCACGCUCGUCGUAACAUCGAUCGAGAAUAUCACUCAUCAAUUGCUGUUCCCACGUCUCGCCAAUGGUACCGUCAUAAAGAAGUGCCAAGACAACAAGGUGUUGGUGUUUGACGCCAAAACCUUGAACCAAGUCGAUAUGCCAAGACUGAGAAUCCUCAUCGAGGACAGCUUUGGUCGUGCACUCUCUGAAGACUACUUUGACUACCUCAACGAGAAUCUCUACAAGUUGUAUCUCUGUGUCUCGGCUGACGGUCAGUACAACGGUUGUGCCAUUGUCACCUUCAAAAAGCCAGACUACAUCCCAUAUCUCUGUAAGUUCUGCGUACAGAAAUCGGCACAAGGUUUGGGUUUGGGUGACUUGAUCUGGAGAAUCCUUCAGAGAGACAUCGACAAGUUGUACUGGCGUUCCAGAAACAACAACCCACUUAACCCAUGGUACUUCCAACGUUGCCAAGGUUCAUUCAGAGCCGACGAGCAUUUCACUGUCUUUUGGUAUGGUGACGAUAAAUUCGAAGAUGGAAGUAUGAUGAUUGAAGAAGCCUUACGUAAACCCAUCACAGUUUUGCCGAUUGCAUCGAAAUCUUGA
Molecule: messenger RNA, 2775 nt
Organism: Heterostelium album PN500
Lineage: Eukaryota; Evosea; Eumycetozoa; Acytosteliales; Acytosteliaceae
Gene: argB
Product: acetylglutamate kinase
Exons: 2
Coding region: 1-2775 (924 amino acids)
Biological process (GO): L-arginine biosynthetic process
Cellular component (GO): mitochondrial matrix
Molecular function (GO): arginine binding; L-glutamate N-acetyltransferase activity, acting on acetyl-CoA as donor
Source: RefSeq, a predicted model, not a curated record